GUCGUUUCUACGACAAGAAGGGCAAUGUUAAAAAAUGGUGGUCAGCUCCCUCUGCAGAAAAGUUUGAGUCCAAAUCAAAGUGUUUUGUCAAACAGUACAACAAAUACAAAAUAUUUGAUAAAUAUGAAUGGCACUAAACAUGAAUAAGAGCGUCGACCCCUGCGAAGACUUCCAUGCCUAUGCGUGUGGUGGUUGGCAACGCAGACAAGCCUUGAAGUACAACGUACGUACAACGAGGAGCAUCGUGUGGAACAAAAACAUCCACGUCCUCAAAAAAACUUUGGAAUGGGCUCGUCUGAAUUAUCCAAAGAACGACGCUGUGAUGAAAAUGGUACGCAUGUACUACUCUUGCCUGAACACCACCGCAAUAGAUGCCCUAGGAUUACAGCCCCUCAAAGAUUUGAUCGAAGAAUAUGGCGGAUGGAGCAUUUCACAGAACUACAACCCAAAAGUUACCCUAGCGCAACGAAUUGGCAGAGCUGCACGUGAACUGAAUAUCGACUCUUUGUUUGGCAUGGAUGUGCGACCCUUAAACUCUGAUGUGAAUGUGCUGAUGUUAAAAGAGUCAGCCUUAGGACUUACCAAGAGGGACUAUUUGGAUCUAGACGAAGACAGUGAAAAGAAACGCAAAGAUUACAAAAACUACAUGAAAGUUGUGAGCCAAAUAUUUAAUGCGCCAAACACUAAAAUGGAGGCAAUAUAUGACUUCGAAGUAAGACUGGCAAAGAUUGUGAGUGGCAAGAGCCUCGAUGCUGCUUUAACUGAUUAUAUCAAAACCAUUGCCACAUCAACUAGAAGCAGAAGAAAUACAGACGAUUGGACAAUAACUCUUUCUAGGCUUAGCAGAGUGACUGGGUUUCCGUGGCCUGUGCUUAAGGAGGUUUUGGAUGUUCUGUUUGACAGACAGUUAACUGGAAAUGAAAAAAUGCUUGAUGUUCCUAAACAUAAAGUCUUUUUGAAGGAGAUUAGUCUUUUGUAUAACAAAACAAAUCACACACUUAUAGCUGACUACAUCAUGUGGCAAGUUGUCCGUCAUUACGUUGGUGGUCUUCCCGAUCUAUACCGACCUGCAAAUGGCGAUCUUUUAACAAGCACCAACAUACCACGAUGGAAGCAGUGCAUCAAUGCAAUGUUAGAUCCCUUUGACAUGCCACUCGGCCUACUCUUUGUGGAUGUCCGUUUUUAUGAUGAAGCUAAAGUUCAGAUCAAAGACAUGAUUGAAAACGUUCGAACUUCAUUCAUCCAGAAACUAUCAAGUCAAACUUGGAUGGACAAAGAAACUCAGGGGAAGGCGAAGGAAAAGGCUUUGGCAAUCACAGUUGAGGAAAUUGGAUAUCCAGCUUCCAUCAAGGAUCCUGCGAAACUAAAGGCACAGUAUGAUUCGCUUAGCGUAACAGACAGCCUUAUGGACAACAUCAAAGCCGCCAAUCAUUUUUUCAGAAUGAGAACUUUAAAAAAGUUUGAGCGUCCAGUGGACAAAAAAGAAUGGACUAAGGGUCCUUUUAAAGUCAAUGCUUUCUACGCUCCUUUCCUGAACGCAAUAGAAACUCCGCUCUUCUCAAAUCGCGCGGAAACUUCUCAAAAUGUCUAUUUUGUUAGGUCCAUCAAUUAUGGUGGUAUAGGUGUGGUUAUUGGCCAUGAAAUCACACAUGCUUUCGAUGGAACAGGUCGUUUGUAUGACAAGAAUGGCGAUUGUAAAAAUUGGUGGUCAAAUACUUCUGCAGAAGCCUUCCUUUCCAAAUCAAAGUGUUUUGUCAAACAGUACAACAAGUAUAAAAUAUUUGAUAAAUAUGCAAAUGGAAAUAUGACGUUGAACGAAAAUAUCGCAGACAACGGUGGCAUUAAACUGGCAUAUGACGCUUACCAGCGAUGGACAAAGGAACACGGUACCGAAAAAAUCCUGCCUGGUCUUUACCUCAACCCUAACCAACUCUUUUUCUUGGGAUUUGCUCAGUCUUGGUGUAGUGUGUAUAGCAAGGAAGGUGCUUACAGUCAGUUGUACACUGACGUCCAUUCCACGGGAAAAUACAGAAUUCUUGGUCCACUGUCCAACUUCGAGAAGUUUUCUGAAGUUUUUAAGUGUAAACCAAACAGUGGCAUGAAUCCUGUGGACAAGUGUGCAAUCUGGUAAAUCUGGACAAACGAGUUCCUGGUUUAAGCUUGUUCACGACGGUCAUUUAAGAGCGACUGUCCAGAAAUAUCGAGCACGGGGCGGCCACAAUCAAAAAAAUAAAAGUCCUUCAUUUUUGGUCUGUA
This is a messenger RNA of Actinia tenebrosa (Australian red waratah sea anemone), 2256 nucleotides long. RefSeq names its product endothelin-converting enzyme 1. Gene Ontology annotation, biological process: protein processing. The record is from RefSeq and is a predicted model, not a curated record. Gene Ontology annotation, molecular function: metalloendopeptidase activity. Lineage: Eukaryota; Metazoa; Cnidaria; Anthozoa; Actiniaria; Actiniidae. Gene Ontology annotation, cellular component: plasma membrane.